UCCCCGCGCCGAUGACUUUCCCGCCUGGCGCCACGCGAAGGGAUCCGUCGCCAGUCCCAGCUGAAGGUUCCCGACCCUGGACCGCAACACGCAGUGAGCUCCCGCCUUCAGGUGAGCUCCAUCCCCCCAUGGGCCUCCUUCAGCGUCCCUCCCGCCCCUGAGAAAAAACACCCGAAACCACUAAUCCUCAGGGCCCCAAAUCCAAGACCUCGAGACCUCCACCACCAGAAGUUCCAGAAGGUCUUCGUGUAAGGGAGUGGUUGUUUAGCGGUAUUCCCCACCAAGAAGAAGUAACUCUAACAAUAACAAUUCCGGUUGGGGGAAUAAAUUUCAGUGGACAAGUUCUGGGGCUGGAGUGAACGCUGUUUUAAAAAAAGACCAAGAAAUAGAAAAAAAACACAAAGAGAAUAAAAGGGGGGAAGUCACAGUGUAGAAAAGUGUCUUAGAAAAGUGGCCACAAGAAGCUGAGAGAUAAAGUCAAAUUAAAGGAUUAGAAAAAAAAAGGUACUAUUAAUGGCAGGCAAACAUCAGUGAGGUAGUGAGCACCGGGGGAAGGGCGACCUCCUGCAAGUGUUUGAUAAUAGUGUUUGAAUCAGUGGUUGUGUGAGACCAAGAGCCACCAAGAUGCCUGGUCUGGACGCUCUCAUCGCCCUCAAGGACCGCGCGAAGCAGGUCAGGGAACGCUUCAACAUCAGCAAAAUCACCUCAGAGAUCCCCCGUGACAGCCGUCUCGAGUAUGAGGAGUUUGAGCUGGAAGCCUCCAAGGUCAACAACUCCAAGAAUGUCGGGGAAGAUGGCAUGUACGAGGAGCCUGAGAGAGAGAACCCGCCACCGCUCAGGAAGAUUGACCAAUACCUGCCACCUAACUGUCCCUGCUGCAACAUAACCAAACGCUUCACCAUGGCAGUCCUCGCCAGUGUAGGGUUCCUUAUCUCCUUCGGUAUCCGGUGCAACAUGGGCGUGGCUGUGAUGGGGAUGACCUCCAAGGUUCCCGCCACUGGGAGGAAGGAUAUCGAUUGGAGUGACGACAUCGUAGGAGUGGUGGAUUCUUCCUUCUUCUGGGGAUACCUGGUUACUCAAGUCCCCGGCGGUCUCCUUGCUUCCCGCUUCCCGGCUCACAGAGUGUUCGGGUCAGCCAUCACCACCACGGCGAUAUUGAAUAUGCUGUUGCCAGGGGCAUCCAGGCUGCACCCAGUAGCUGCCAUCUGCGUCAGAGUACUGCAAGGCCUGGUGGAGGGUGUGACGUACCCUGCGUGUCACGGCAUCUGGAGGAACUGGGCACCGCCGCUGGAGAGGUCGAGGCUCGCUACCUUGGCCUUAUGUGGUAGCUACGCGGGCGCCGUCGUGGGUAUGCCUGUCUCUGCCUGGCUCACGGAGGGAAUAGGUUGGCCCGCACCCUUCUACUUCUUCGGUAUGGUUGGUGUCACGUGGGGGUUCUUCUGGUACUGGUUGGCGUUUGAGAAGCCAGCGACCCAUCCCACCAUCAGCGCCAGAGAGCAGCAGUACAUUGAGGAGAGUCUCGGUAAACAGCGGUUUAAGCAGCCCACAUUCUCCACGACACCCUGGAGAGCGUUCGCCACCUCGAUGCCAGUGUGGGCGAUCGUCGUGGCCAACAUCGCCCGUUCGUGGACCUUCUACCUCCUCAUCAUCUCACAACCUCAGUACUUCAAGGAGGUCUUCGAAUACGAUAUAGCCAAGAGCGGGACCAUCUCGGCCUUGCCUCACCUGGUCAUGGCCAUCAUAGUGCCGUUCGGGGGUCAACUUGCCGACUACUUCCGUAAGAACAAAAUCAUGUCAACGACGACUGUGAGGAAGCUGUUCAACUGUGGCGGCUUCGGGAUGGAGGCGAUAUUCCUGAUGGUGACCGCCUUCAGUAGAGACACCAGGGUCGCCAUUACCUCCCUCACCAUCGCUGUUGGCUUCUCCGGCUUUGCUAUAUCAGGAUUUAAUGUUAAUCACUUGGACAUCGCCCCACGUUAUGCAUCUAUCCUGAUGGGCAUUAGCAACGGCUUUGGUACUCUGAGUGGCAUGAUCUGUCCUAUCGUUGUCGAGGAGUUCACGAAGAAUAACACAGCGGAGGAGUGGCAAGUGGUGUUCCUGGUAGCGUCUGUUAUACACUUCCUCGGCAUCAUCUUCUACGGGAUAUUUGCUUCGGGGGAGCUGCAACCCUGGGCGGAACCACCCCCUGCAGACGAGUCCGAAGACGACCAAUCUGUGAAGGAGACAACGCCAGCCGUGGGUGGUCCUGGUCAAGCUAACGGUAAGCUGGCCACGUAUGGUACUAUGGUCGGGGAGGCGGGGGUGGACGGCCAGACCUUCACGCAGGAGGGGUACACGCAGCAGCAGCAGCCGUCGACUCAACAGCCUUACACCCACCAACAACCACAGCUCGACUACGCACAACAACAACCACAACAGGAGGCGACUGUUAACUACACGACGCAGAACCCACAUAACCCCUUCGUCGCCGCCGUCCCCCCUACCAGCAACCCCUUCAGCGGGGGGUUCACCCAGGAAGCGGUGCAGCCCCCUCACGGCCAGUACACCCAGGGCCAGUACUAGCGAGGUCAACACACCCAACACGCUAUACAAAUCAGGGGUCAUUAUCAUAUCAAGGGCGAAAGCUACAGCCUUCAAGGACAUUGUUUUGGUUUGCUGGAGGUGUCCAGAUGGUCGCCAGGUACACUGCUUACCUGUGUUAGGUCAUCCGCCACCACCAGAAGAGCAUGAGAAUACCGUGCUAGGAUACUGCUAGGAUUAUGACUAGUUGUUCUAGUUCCUUCAUCGCCUCUAGAGGGUCUAGCAGCUAACAAGAACAUGUGUGUGUGUGUGCGAUUAUUAACUUCAAGAUUGUUGAGGUAUUCCUAGGUCAUAAUGUGUUCUAGGUCUCUCUCUCUCUCUCUCUCUCUCUCUCUCUCUCUCUCUCUCUCUCUCAU
This is a messenger RNA of Homarus americanus (American lobster), 2936 nucleotides long. Its product is annotated as vesicular glutamate transporter 1-like. Gene Ontology annotation, cellular component: synaptic vesicle membrane; excitatory synapse. The record is from RefSeq and is a predicted model, not a curated record. NCBI's taxonomy places the organism in Eukaryota, Metazoa, Arthropoda, Malacostraca, Decapoda, Nephropidae. Gene Ontology annotation, molecular function: neurotransmitter transmembrane transporter activity; L-glutamate transmembrane transporter activity. The transcript is spliced from 16 exons. Gene Ontology annotation, biological process: regulation of synapse structure or activity; monoatomic anion transport; neurotransmitter loading into synaptic vesicle. Bases 625 to 2562 code for a protein of 645 amino acids.